CCUGGAUCAGCACUUUCAGAGCUGUGAACUCUCUCCUCACAGUUAAAGCAGAAGCAGCAGCUGAAAGAGAUUCUUUGGGGAGAACCCAGGAACUUCUCAGCAGGUUGAAGGGAAGGAAAGCAGUUCCUCCACUGCCUCCACCCAACCUCAGCUUCCUGACUCAGAGUUUGGGGGUGGGUGGGGUGAACAUUGUCUUCAUAUUUAAAGCAAAAGUAGCAGCUGAAAGAGCUUCAAUGAGGAAAACCCAGGAACUGGUCAGCCAGUUGAACAGAAGUUCUCGGUUCUGAGAGAGAGGGGCUGCCCCUCCCGGCCUGUCCAGACCUGACUGGUGGGGUUUUAGAGACUGGGGCCCGAGAAGGAGCUGGACAGAGGCCACUGUGGCUCGUGGUGGGGAGAAGGCUGUAGUUGCACAGACUUCCACCUGGGCCCCUGCUCUGCCCAGUACCUGUGAGCACCGUGACCUUGGGUGCAGAGGGACACUUCUCAGUCCUUUUCACAGCUGGCCAGUCUUCCCCGGUGUGAAUACACCUUUGUUCAUUUAACCCGUCUUCUACUGUCACCAUUGGUGUCUUGCAGGAACCUGUACCCAGAGCCUCUGGACACCAGCAUGGCCGGCCUUGAGGACAACACUCUGCGCAUCGUUCUGGUGGGAAAAACCGGAAGUGGGAAAAGUGCGACAGGGAACACCAUCCUUGGGAAAAUAGCAUUUGAUUCUGGAAUAUCUUCUGGAUCUGUUACCAAGCACUGUCAGAAAGAAGAGAGAGCCUGGGAGGGGAAGAAGCUUCUUGUUGUGGACACCCCAGGGCUCUUUGACACCAAGGAGAAAUUGAAGACCACCUGUGAGGAAAUAGCUAAAUGUGUCAUCUUCUCCAGCCCCGGGCCUCACGCCAUCAUCCUGGUUGUACAGCUGGGCCGGUUCACGGAGGAGGAGCACAACACAGUUGAACUGAUCAAGGCCAUCUUUGGGAAGUCCGCCAUGAAGCACAUGAUGGUCUUGUUCACGCGCAGAGAUGACCUGAAGGGUCAGGAUCUCAGUUCAUUUAUAGCAAAGUCAGACAAGCGCCUUAAAACUAUCAUCACAGAGUGUCAGUACUACUGCUAUGCCUUCAACAACAGAAGUGAAGACAAGGCUGAGAAGGAAGCUCAAGUGCAGGAGCUGGUGGGGCUGAUCGAGGCAAUGGUUCAGGAGAACAAAGGGAAUCACUUUUCGGAUUCCAUGUACAAGGAUACAGCAGAAAAGCAGAGACGUCUGGAAGAGGCCUUGAAGAAAAUUUCUGCUACUUAUACAGAAAACACAAAACUAGUGGAAAGUAGUUAUGCUAUGAAUGCCAUAACAAAGCAAGAAAUGGAUAAAAAAUUGAAAGUCCUAAGUGAGCAACAUGUUCAACAAAUUGAAAAUGCUAAGAAAGAAGCAGAGGAAAACAUAUUUGCAGCUGUUUUCAAUCAGAUAUGGAGAUUGCUUUCAGAGGUUUGGCACAACUUUUGGAAAUAAUGUGAAGUCAUUUUUAUAUUUUUGUUAAUUUACUAUAAUUUGUCAAUGCGGUAGAUUGUAUUUUCCAAAGAUGGCUACAGCAAUACCCUCCAUCCCAGCUCUGCAUCUUGUAUUCUGCACUUUUGCUCCUUCUGUUGGGUGAUGGAGACUCUGUCCCCACCUUGAAAUUCCAUGGAUGCUGUGACUGCUUUGAUAAAUAGUGGGUGGUCUGACUUCUGAAGUUAGACAGGGACAGUGUCACCUUGCUCUCGGGGGUACGUGCCCUCAGAAGGUUGCCCUUGUGCUGUGAGGAAGCCCAUGUUGUCCUUCGAGAGGCCCCAGGAAGAGGACUGGAAUCCUGGCCCCGACGCCUGACUGCUCUUUCAUCUGCCAGUGAGACCACCUGCCCACCAUGCAAAUGUGGCCACAGGGCAGUGGGCUCUCCAGCUGCCAGCAGAGCCUCCUCAGGGGAAACUGCAGAGAGCAAAGCUGGGCCAUCCCCACCAAGUCCCACCCAGUUUGGAGAUUCUUGAGAAAAAUAAAUGAUAUUGUUUGAAACCA
Artibeus jamaicensis (Jamaican fruit-eating bat) is the source of this 2032-nucleotide messenger RNA. Its product is annotated as GTPase IMAP family member 7-like. The record is from RefSeq and is a predicted model, not a curated record. Bases 608 to 1492 code for a protein of 294 amino acids. NCBI's taxonomy places the organism in Eukaryota, Metazoa, Chordata, Mammalia, Chiroptera, Phyllostomidae. Gene Ontology annotation, molecular function: GTP binding. The transcript has 5 exons.